AUCUUCCUCUUUCCAUGAAGCUGUGCGACCUAGAUUGUACUCGACACUGCCUCUCAGCCGGACUGAGAGCUGCAGAAUGUUACCCAGCUCUCCUGGGGCUUCAUGCUUACGCUGAACAGGUGCGGUGUGACAGAAUGGGAGAUCGUCCUCGCGAGGAAUCACUCCAUGCUUGCUAUGUGUGCGAGACUCUUUGCAGAGUGAUAAGCUGUCGCCUUGGGAGUUGAGGAAGAUCUUGCUCGAGAAGCUCAUACCUGCGCGAGGUUUAGCUGUCUCGCUAGCACUCUUGGUAGAAGUGCAGCUCAGGCGGCUAGAAGAGAUGCGAAGGAUCGAGAAGAUGCGGUAAAUGGUCUCUCAUCGCUUGACCACAGAGAGCUGAACGGCUUCAUGCUGUGUUAGCUACCCAUCAUAGUGGAGCACACCAACGCGUACCUUGCUACCAUUAGCGUGUCGGACGACGUGUGAUCACGCCGCAAUCAUAUCUGAACGCUGAACUACACGCUUCUUCUCUUUCUAGCGUUGUCUUCCUGGAUAGAACGGGACUUCAUACACACAAGCCGAGAUGAACGAUUACAAGAGUAAUGGCAUGGAUGUGCUCUGAUGGACAACAAGGACGACGUCAUGUGAGCAGGCCGACGGGCUAUCGACCCCACCACCAAUGCCUCCUCCAACAACUCCCGGAUGAGGAGGAAAGGAAGUAUAAUUUCACAAUCAUAGUCAGCUCUCCAUCCUCGUGUAAUCAUCUCCGCCAUAAAACAUUAUUCCAGAAUACUUCCUCAACCGCAACAAUGGGCAAGAAAAGAGUGCAAUGCUGUAUAUCAGUCGACAUUGACGCCGUUGCCGGCUGGCUCGGAUCCUACGGAGGCGAAGAUUCCACGUCAGAUAUCAGUCGAGGCCUCUUCGCAGGCACGAUCGGUGUGCGACGACUCCUCAAGCUGUUUGAGAAGUACAACAUCACCACCACCUGGUUUAUCCCGGGACACUCUCUCGAAACGUUUCCCGAGGAAUGUCGAAUGAUUGUGGAUGCGGGCCAUGAAAUUGGUCUGCAUGGCUAUAGUCAUGAGAACCCCGUUGCUAUGACUCUGGAGCAGCAGACUGCUGUGAUGGAUAAGUGCUACAAGCUUAUCACCGAGUUCCAGGGUAAGCCUCCGAGGGGUAUUGUAGCUCCUUGGUGGGAGGCAAGUCAGGAGGGUGCGGAGCUUAUGCUGCGGUAUGGACUCGAAUAUGAUCACUCCUUGUCGCAUCAUGACUGUCAAUGCUAUUGGUUGCGAACUGGCGACAAGUGGGUCCCCAUCGACUUCAAGAAGCAUCCAGAGCAUUGGAUGAAGCCGCUCGAAGGAGGACCGAUGACCGGUCUCGUCGAGAUUCCGGCAUCGUGGUAUCUUGACGACUUGCCGCCGAUGAUGUUCAUCAAAAAGUCAUCAAACAGUCACGGAUGGGUGAAUCCGCGCGACGUGGAAGACUUGUGGAUGGACCAAUUCAAGUACUUCUAUCGAGAGUACGACGACUUUGUCUUUCCCGUGACUGUGCAUCCGGAUGUCUGCGGGCACCCUCACGGAUUGCUGAUGCUGGAAAGGAUCAUCGAAGCCAUCAACACAUACGAGGGAGUGGAGUGGGUCACCAUGGAAAAUAUUUGUGAUGACUUCAAAUCGAAGAGCACUCCGCCCAAGGGUGCGAUGCUACCUGCUGAAGUCGGUGCCAUCUUCAAGGAUCCGAACUUGGAGCUGAAGAAGCAGGAGUAGCUUCUCUAGUCCUCUAGAAAAUUGGGGUCUGAUGUGAAGUGUGGUAGUUGCGUGACAUGAUGCCUUCAAUCGAAUCAUUGCUGC
This is a messenger RNA of Sphaerulina musiva SO2202, 1823 nucleotides long. RefSeq names its product Arp2/3 complex subunit Arc16. Gene Ontology annotation, biological process: carbohydrate metabolic process. The coding region runs from base 579 to 1739 and encodes 386 amino acids. The record is from RefSeq and is a predicted model, not a curated record. NCBI's taxonomy places the organism in Eukaryota, Fungi, Ascomycota, Dothideomycetes, Mycosphaerellales, Mycosphaerellaceae. The transcript is spliced from 5 exons. Gene Ontology annotation, molecular function: hydrolase activity, acting on carbon-nitrogen (but not peptide) bonds.